Molecule: messenger RNA, 3835 nt
Organism: Cryphonectria parasitica EP155
Lineage: Eukaryota; Fungi; Ascomycota; Sordariomycetes; Diaporthales; Cryphonectriaceae
Exons: 2
Coding region: 1-3498 (1165 amino acids)
Biological process (GO): lipid metabolic process; phosphatidylinositol-mediated signaling
Molecular function (GO): phosphatidylinositol-4,5-bisphosphate phospholipase C activity; calcium ion binding
Source: RefSeq, a predicted model, not a curated record
AUGUCGUCCGCCAACAAGAACAACAUUAACAACAACUCAACAUUACAAGUCACAUCUUGUUCUACGCCCUCACAAGGGCCCCUGCUGCCGGCACAUUCAAAUAGCCCUCAGUUUCCACAACCCCGGCGUCCACGCCCCAGUAAGGUGCAGACGACCAACCUGGUAGCAGCAGCAGCAGGAGCAUCAUCAUUAUCGUCGUCACCACCAUAUUCUCAGACAACACAAAACGCACCCACGUCGGCCAUCACCAACUCAUCCAUGGCCUCCAGUCCUCUGCAGGCAUCCCCCACCAUGUCUCCAGAAUCCGCCAUGCCCACCACCACCAACACCUCCAUACAGGCCUCCCCAGACCAAGCACCUGAUAGGGAGCCUAACGAGGGGCCCUCGGCCGUGCCCCCGCCCAUGGAGCUCCCGCCCUCCAUCGCCUCCGCCCAGGCCAGCAUCUCGAGGAAGACCAGCACCACCUCGUUACCACAGAGCCUGACGAGCGAACGCUCAGCACAGAAUGAAUCUCAGCCGACAAAGAGCAGCGGCCUGCUCAGACGGUUCUCCAACAAGGUGAAAGAGGGCUCGCGGCUCAUCAGCAGCCGGCGUACGUCCUCGACACAACCCGUCAGUCGUGAUACCAGCAUAGGCCCAGCUGUCAUGCGGCGCGGGAGAAGCGAUAGUAGUGUCACGGCCCCACCUGAUUAUGCCGUCGCAGUCUGCUCCGAGAGUGACGAUGAGGCUCUCGGUACCUGUGGCGGGUCCUCAGUGGCUGCCACAUCCACCAUCUCGUCUAAUAUCCACUCGGGUCCCGUCGUCCAGCGCGUGUUAUUGCAGGGCACGCCCAUCACUAAGGUCUCGGCGAAGCGGCGGAAGCGAUUGACCUUAGUGCUUGAUCAAGAUGCCGGCAAGAUCACCUGGGACAAGAAUCGACCAUCCAAGUCCGUAUACAUUGAUGACAUCAAGGAGAUACGCGUCGCCCCAGAGGCUCGACAGUACCGCCUGGACUGUGGAGUAGCCGAGUCCGAAGAGCCCCGUUUCUUCUCCAUCUUGUAUGCCGUGCCAGACAGGAAGCAGAAGACCAUGCACCUCAUUGCGGAUGAUGAACAGCACUUCGAACACUGGGUCACCGCCUUGUUUGCCCUGUCCAAGCAUCGUCAAGAUCUCAUGACAUCGCUCAUGGCCUUCAAUGACAGGGCCAUCAAGGAGUACUGGCGCAAGGAGAUGGCCAGGAUCUAUCCCGAAAACCCUCCCAUCGAAGAGGAGCUCGAUUUCGCAGGCGUCGAGCAGGUCUGCCGCAACCUGCACAUCCACGUCUCCCCAGAGACCCUCAAGGCCAACUUUGACCAAGCCGACAAGACAGAGACGGGCAAACUCAACUACGGCGAAUUCCAAGAGUUCGUCCGCAUCAUGGCAUACAGGGCCGAUGUCGACAAGAUAUACAGGGAGGAGAUCCGCCCUAGCCACAAGGACGGGCUCGAUUUUGACGAGUUUCUCUGGUUCCUCAGGGAGAUCCAAAACGAGGACGUCACCGAUCGUGCAGCCUUGGAGGUCAUCUUCAACCAGUUCAGCCGCAAGUUCUCGUCGUCUUCCUCGUCGUCGCUGUCGUCCUUCAAUACCAAGUACGGCAGCGGCACUGAUGACGGCACUACAGAGAAGCCACGCAUGAGUCAGGCUUCCCUUGCCAAGUAUCUCAUGUCGAACCACAAUCUCCCUCUUGAACUUGUCCCCGAGGACUGCGAGCUUAACCGGCCCGUGAACGAGUACUACAUCUCUAGCUCUCAUAACACCUACCUCACCGGUCGCCAGUUUGCCGACGUCUCCAGCAUCGAGGGCUAUAUCUCGGCCCUCAUGCGAGGCUGUCGGUGUGUCGAGGUGGACUGCUGGGAUGGGCCCGACAACCAGCCCAUGGUCACGCACGGAAAGACAUUGACCACGGCCAUCCUGUUCCGUGAGGUCAUUGUUGCCAUCAACAAGUACGCCUUCGUCAAGUCGCAGUACCCGCUAUGGGUCUCCCUGGAGGUACACUGCAGCCCGACACAGCAGGAGGUCAUGGCCAACAUCUUAAAGGAGAUCUUUGGGGAGAAGCUCGUGACGGAGCCGCUCGAGGGUGCCAAGGACCAGCUUCCCACCCCGGAGCAGCUCAAGGGCCGGAUCCUCGUCAAGUGCAAGUCACCCAACCUGAACGAUCCCAGGGCUCCUGAAACAGGCGCCGCCGCCGCCGGCGGCAGCAGCAGCAGCAGCAGCAGCACGGGCAGGCGGCGCGGUAACAGCCUGACGUCUCCUUUCUCUCGGCCCACGGCGCCUUCGGAGGCGUCCAUCCCCAACAGUCCUCUCCUCAGCCCCAACUAUCUUGGCAGCCGGCGCAAUAGCAACCGCCGCGUGAAUACGAUCACCGAGGGCGAGAUCUCGGACGUCCAGGACGCGCUGAGCAGUAGUUCCAGCGACGACAGCGGACCAGAGAAGACUGGGCGGUCGAGACAGAGCAAGAUCACCAAUGUGCUUGGUGACCUGGGUGUCUACUGUCUCGGGGUCAAAUUCAGGGGCUUCGAGGAUGCGGACUGCAAGGUCUUCAACCACAUCCUGUCCUUCAAGGAGCGCACGUUCCUCAACAACAGCUCGACCAAGAGCAGCAAGGACGCCCUCUUUCGCCACAACAUGCGCUACCUGAUGCGCGUCUACCCUGGCCAGCACCGGCUCACAUCAACCAACUUUGACCCGCUGAUUUAUUGGAGACGCGGCGUCCAGAUGGCUGCUCUGAACUGGCAGACCUUGGACCUGGGUAUGCAAUUCAACCAGGCCAUGUUUGCGGGCGGCAAGGACGGCUCUGGCUACGUCCUGAAGCCACGCUCCUUCAGGGAGAUACAGAUGGUCUCGGAGGAGCUGGCCAGCAAGCGGGAGCGCAAGGACGUCAGCUUCACCAUCGACGUCAUCUCGGCCCAGCAGCUCAUGCGCCCGACCAACCUGGGCGAGCGCAGAACGGUAGACCCGUACGUCGAGGUCGAGGUGUUCCUCGCUGACGAUAAGCGGGACAAGCGAGAUGCCAGCGGGCAGCCGCUACGCUGGCCCCUCAAGUCGCGCACCAAGGUCGUCAGGGAGAAUGGCUUUAACCCCAUCUUCCAGACGCCGUGCAAAUUCGACGUCAGAACCAAGUACCCUGACCUGGUCUUUGUCCGAUGGUCUGUGAAGCUGUCUGACAAUGGCAACUACAACGACCGGUCUCCUGCCAUUGCGACUUACACGGCCAAGCUGACGAGCCUGAAACAAGGGUAUCGCACCCUGCCGCUCCUGGACCACAACGGCGACAAAUACCUGUUCUCAACACUGUUCUGCCGCAUCAAGGUGGACAACAUCACCAGCGUCUUCGUCGACUACGAAGCUGGGACUGACAACUCUAACAAGUUCAAGAGGGUCGGCAGGAGCGUCUUCAACCGCAAGGAGCAGAGUCCCAAGUCCAGCAUGGAUAAGGACUCCGUCGUCCCGGCGCAGCUUCCUUCUCAGACCUCCAUGUGACGCAGAGUGUGUACACGAGGAUCUGAAUGUUGUACUACUACUACUACUACUACUACUACUACUACUACUACUACUACUACUACUACUACUACUACUACCACCACCAACACUAUCACACUCUCAUCGCCUUCGAUUCGUCAAACAAAGCGGCAGGCACCAUAUGUUGUAUUAUGAACAUCAGGAGCGUCUUCGUUUCUUUAUUCAGCACGCCAUGAGCUUGACGCCAUGAGCCCAUCAUUCUCAACCCGACCUCGAUGGCCGUUCACCCUAACCCAAAAGUAGGGACUGCAAAAUUCGGGCCCCUGAAGAACAGGGCAGCAACAAGAAUAACAACAGC